AUGGGUCAAGAUGACGAAGACGACGCGCUAAUGUUGCAGUCGAAACAACAAAUCACAUUUAAUGUGGUGAAUAAGAGAAAGGUUGGUGAGGUUUGGGUGGGAUUUUUUGAAAAAUAAAUGAAAAUUGGUGGAUUUUGAGGGUGUAAAUGUGAAAUUCUGAUGAUUUUUGAGCAUUUUGAGCCCAAACUCGGGUGAUUUUUGUCAAAUUUGCCCUAUGAGGAGAGAGGUUUUCACUGAUUUGUGAUAAAUCCAGUUUUUCAUGAGAUUUUGGCCCUUUAUCCAAUUUGGUCUGAAAAAAUUGGAUUUCUGGAAAUCUACGCUGUGUGCUAGUUUUUUCCAGGUUAGGAUGGCUAGGAUAGGCUCGGCUGCUUCAGCACUAGGUUUUCUAGGCGCCGAUCCUUGACAGCUAGAUUUUCAAGGCUCGGCUACUUGACUUGGCUUCUAAGCUCUCAAGGUGCGGAUCCUUGAGAACUAGGUUUUCAAGGCUCGGCUGCUUGCCUUGCCUUCUAAGCUUUCAAGGCGCCGAUCCUUGACAACUAGGUUCUCAAGGCUCGGCUACUUGACACAAAACCAUAGGCCGUGGACUAGAUUUUUUGUUGGUUUUCUAGGUCAUGGGUGUUCCUAGGUUCACAGACCAUAAAACAAUGCUUUUUAUCUUAUCAUCUAGAAAAUAUGUUUUUCUUUUGAGAACAAAAAAAUUGAAACAGUAAUUAUUUCUUAUCAAAUUGUUUAUUUAUAGUUUGGAUUUGAAAAUGAAAAUGAGCAAAAAUCAAGAAAUCCGAAAUUUUGCUGAAAAAACGGCCUGGAAUCCUGAAUUUUCCAAUUUUCCCCGUUCCAAAAAUCGAUCUAAAAAUAUUUAUUUAUUUUUUCUUUUUCCCCAACAUCACAAAAAAAUGACACACAGAAAAAACAAAAAAAAAUUGGAGAGGCGCUGAAAAUUUUGAUGAAUCACCCCUUUUUUCCUGAUUUUUUCGUGCCCCCAGAAAAUUUUUCUUUUUUCUGUUUUUUCACAAAAAGAAGAAGAUUCUGAUGUCAUUUUUCAUUUUUGGCGCCAAAAAAUUCGGAUUUUUCCCCAAUCAAAAAGAAAAAAAUGGGAAAAUUUGGGAAAAAAAUCCGGUCCUAAUCAUUUUGGCAAACAGUUUUUGUGAUUUUUUGGCUGUUUGCUUCGUAAUGAGCAUUUACACAGAAUUACACGAUGUUUCAUCUUUUCGCGUUUUUUUUUGAUGAAUGAGUUAGCGGAACUAUAGCUUUUUGGGUUGAAAAAUAAGUCAUGGCCUAGAAAACCAAGUUUUAAUCGUGAAAUUCUAGUCCGCGGCGGCCUAGAAAACCCUAUAUUUUCUGUAGCAUUAGUUUGUGGCCUAGAAACCCAAAAAUAUUUGACAGCAUACAAAACCUAGGCCAUGUGAUUCAAAAACCUAGUAUUCAUCCUGGCCUAGCUAUCCCCAAAGUUAGUCCGCAUGACCUAGUUUCUAAGCCAUCUUGGUUUUCUAGGCCAUUAUUCAUCCAUUUUUCUACUGAUUCAUAUUCAAAAAACUCGGCCACGGCCUAGAAAUCUCUAAGAACGUGAAAACCUAGGUCAUGAUUCUGAUUCAGAAUUUCUGAACCUUAGCUCCCCCAUUUUAGUCCGCGGCCUAGUUUUUAAGCUCUCCUGGUUUUCUAGGCCAUGCUUUGAUUUAUUGCCCUUUUCACAUAGUUUAUAUCAUGUUUUUGUACAAAAAAUUAUCAUAAUCGAAUAUGAGAAAAUAUAAUUUUUUGUGACGAAUGGUAAUUUUCCACCCAAACCCGCUGAAUUUUUGCAGGACCAACUUCGCCGGUGGCAAAUCAGCGAAAUGAACGCGGAACCCGCGCGGCGCACCAAAAGACCCAAAGUGCAAUUCCAGGACAGCGAUAUAUUUUUGUCCGCCUGUAUGUCUGGAGAUGAAGAAGAGGUUGAUGAAUUAUUGGCCAAAGGAGCUGAUAUUAAUACGUGUACAUUGGAUGGAUUGACCGCGUUGCAUCAGGUAUGGUUUUGGAAGGGGGAAAUUUAAAUUUUGAACAAACUUCUGAAUCAAAUUUUUAGUGAUAUUUUGAUUCCUUGGUUUCUGAAAAGCUGAAAUUUACAAAAAAAGUAUUUUUUUUUUUUUGCUGGAAUUUGGAAGCUCUGAACCUUGAAAUUUUGGAUUUUUCUUUUUUUAUUCAAAAAUUGGCUAUGACGUGGAUUUUUCAAUUCAAAAAUCCAUGAAAUGAAUUUCGAGAUUCCUUAAAAAUCUAUAGAUUCACGUUUGCUAGAAAAUUUUAAUUUUUGAAAAAUCUAGAAUUCAAACGUGAUUUCUGAAAAGCUGAAGUUCUCAAAAGCUUCAAAAGUUUUUUGUUUUCGAAUUUUUGGUUAAAACAUUUUUUAUCUGAAAAUUAGCGUGGAUUUUUCAAAUGAAACAAAUUUCGGCGGGAUUCCCUAAGAAUCUGUAGAAUUUCAGGUUUCAAAGCUAAAUUUUUCAACCAAGCUAUGAUGUGGCAUUCAUUUUGGAUUCAUUUUUCACUCCCAAAAUCUUCAGAAUCUUGAGAUUCAAAAGUUUGUGCAGCUUCACUUUUGGAGCUCCAAAUUCAAAUUUCAAACCCAAAAUUUUGGAUUUCGAGAAUUUAUUUCCACGUGGCCAAAAUUUAGCUAGAAAGUUCUGGGGGUUUUGAGUGAAAAUCUGAAAAAUCUUAAAUUUUGAGUCGAAAAUGUUGUUUCCCUGGAUUUUUCGCUUGAAAAGUUCAGAGCUAUGAUGACGUGGAUUUUUCAUUUCAAGGAAUUUUGAAACUAAUUUCUAGCUUCAAAAGGUUACAGAAAAUUAAAAUUGCUACUAAAUCUAAAUUCUUUUUUGAAGCAAAAUUGCUUUCAAUCCAAAAUUGGUACGACCCUCUCAAAAAUACCUAUUUUUCCAGUCCGUCAUCGAUUCCAAACCCGAAAUGGUUCGUUUCCUCUGCGAAAAAGGUGCCGACGUGAACGCGCAAGACAACGAAGGUUGGACUCCGCUUCACGCAGCCGCAUGUUGCGGCAACGUUGCCAUCGUCAAAUAUCUCUGUCAACACGGUGCCGAUUUAUCAAUUGUGAAUAGCGAUAAAGAGUUGGCACUGGAUUUAGCUGUUGAAGAACCGUGUCGUGAAUUAUUGGAUAAUGAUUAUCGAAGACAGAAGAUUGAUGUUGAAGCGUGUAGGGAUAUGGAAUUGAAUUUGAUGAUGAAAGAUGCGAAAAGUUGGCUGGCGACGGGCGAGUUUCGAGAUAUUCCACAUCCAAGAACUGGGGGAACUGCUAUGCAUGUAGCAGCUGCCAGGGGAUAUACACAAUUGCUCGAAAUGUUGAUUAAGGUGAGGAAAAUUACAUGAAAUUCCCCAAGACUUGAAAAAAAUUACAAUUUUUAUUCAAAAAUUUUGAAUUUUGAGCCAAGUUUGUGGCUUUGAAAAUCCUAAAAUUUGAAUCUUUUCAAAAAAGAGAAAGCAUUGCUCAUAUCAAACUUUUUGAAACCAAAAAUGGCAUUGCUUAUAUGAUUCCAGGAUGUCCAAAUCUAUUGAUUGGCUGAAUUCAAUUUUGGACCUCUGAAACCUAGAUUUUUAGCUAAAAAUGAGCUAAAAGUGAAGAAUAUUUAAAAUUUUGGGCUUUUGAGAGCCCAUAACUUAUGUUAUAGAUGAUUUUUACGAAAAACUGAAUGCAUCACGUUGUUCAGGAGGGUCGAUUUACCAAACUCACGAAUUUCCAGAAAAAAAUUGUGGCUCAGAAUUUCACAAGUGAAUUUUUUGUCAGAACUUUUGAGUUUGCUAAAUCGACCCUCCUGAACAACGUGAUGCAUUCAGUUUUUCAAAAAAAUUAUCUCUAACAUGAGUUAUGGGCUCUCAAAACCAGGAAAUUUUAAAAAUUCUUGAUGAAAAGUCCAUUUUUGGACUUUUCGGAGAGUUGCUCAGCAAAAACUGAAAACAGGAUAUUUCGCAGACUGAAAAAGUUGAUUUUUGCAAAAAAUUAGGGUUUUUUGUCCCCAUAGCUUUGAAAUUGCUCAAAAUUUUUAAAAUUGAAGGCUUCUCCUCAAAAAUGAAUCCUGAUUUUCUGAUUCCAUCGAGACACCGCCCAAUCGGGAUUUUUAUUAAAAAGGUAGAAUUAAUUUUCAAAAACUCACGUGAAAACCUUGUGACCCAAUUUUUUCUUUCCCCAGAAAAAUUUAGAAAAUCCCAGCUCAUUUCUCAAUUUCUAGUAUUAAGCGUGAAAACUGGACAUUUACAGUGAGUUUUAAGAAAUUCAGGACUUGUACUUGAAAAAUUGAAAUAUUUGCUAAAAUUUCAAAAUCUCAAAUCAAUUUCUGUUCCAGGCCGGCGGCAAUAUCCGAGCCCAAGACAAAGAUGGUUGGACUCCUCUCCACGCCGCAGCUCAUUGGGCCGAAAAAGACGCGUGUAAAAUACUGAUCGACAACGGCGCCGAUAUCACCGAUCAAACUUUCGCCGGUCAAGAUGUGAUUACUGUAGCUGACAAAGAUGUUGUGGAUUAUUUGGUGGAGUUGGGAGAAGUUGCGAAAACUAGGAAUGGAGAAAAGCGCGGGAAAAGUCCGGCGGUUUUGCAGGAUAAAAAUCAUCGAAAUCAUCAUGAAGAGCAUAUUUUGUCGACUGAACGGAAGAGAGAUUUGCAACAUAGGGAUCAGCAUAGGUAAGGGAGUUCGGGGGAUUUUUAAAAAUGUGAAAAAUGAGUUAGGAUAAGUCGAAAUGCCUAUAAAGUUUGCUGAAAAUUGGGGAAAUUUUGUUUGAAAAUUCCAACAAAAUAUUGAAAAUUAAUAUUUUUUGGGUCACGUAGAAAAAACAGCGUCUAAGAGAUUCUGGUUUUCAAGUAGCGGCGCCUUGAGAACCUACUUGUCUAGGGUCAGCGCCUAGAGAUUCGCUCUGGCAAGAAGCCGCGCCUGAAGAGCAUAGGUUUCAAGCAGCCGCGCCUUGAAAGUUUAAUUGUUCAGGGUUAGCCGAGUCUAGGGAGCCUUAUUCUCAAGCAGCCAAGCCUAUAGAACCGACUUGUGUAGAACACGUGCCUGGAGAUUCUAGUUUUCAAGUAGUCAGCGCCUAGAGAAUCCACUCUGGCAAGAAGCCGCGCCUUGAGAAGUUCUAUGGCAAGUAGUCCGAGCCUACAAAACCUACAUUUCAAGUAGCCGCGCCUAGAGAUCCACUCUGGCAAGGGUCUGCACCUUGAGAGGCUUCUUCGCCUAGUAGCCGCGCUUUGAAAGUUCAAAUGUUCAGGGUUAGAGCCUAGAGAGCAUAAUUUUCAAGUAGCCGCGCCUAUUGAACCUACUUGUCUAUUUAUCAGCUUCAUUUCGGCAAAAAAUCUCAUUUUCACCACGUUUGAGUGAAAUUUUGAUCCAAAUUUAUAAUUUUUAAAAAACGAAAAAAAUACGUUUCAAAAUUUUGAUAUAGUUUAUUAUCAAAUUUUUUUCAAUAAUGUUCCAUUUAUCUGCUCGAAUAAAUCAAAACCAAAAAUAAUUGGAAAAACCUGAAAAUCAUCUACACUUUCUUAUCCAAAAUUUCUCACCAGAAACCAGAAAUUCCAAAAAUUUCCUCACCAAAACGCCCUUCUCCUUCAUCUUCUAUCAUUUUUUCUAUCGCUUACCCUUUUGUUUAAAUAUUUCUAGCGAAAAUGAGUUUCUUCACACUUCUUCAUCACCUCAAACAUCUUCAACAACAACAACGACAAAUGCAACAAUUCACGAAAUCAUCCCAGCAACUUCAGUUAGCCUAACUUUGAAACCACGACAAAGUUCAGAGGAAGAGGAAGAAGAGGAAGAUGAAUCGGCUGAAAAUGAAGAAGAGGAUGAAGCUGAAGAGGAAGAUGAAGCUGAGGAAGAAGAAGCUGAAGAAGAGGAGGAAUUGGAGCAAGAAAGGUAAGGAGCACCUUUUUUUGCUUUGGGAUAAGCUUUGGAGCAUGAAAUGUGCACUUUUGGGCUGGAAAAAAAGAAAAAUGGCGAAAAUUGCUCUGAAAACAUGAAAUUUGAUCAAUUUUUUCUAAAAAAUUCUGGAAUUUCUAACUCAACAUUUAUUUAUUUUGAGAAAUUUCAGAGAUUUGUCUGAAAAUCAGUUUCCCAUUUUUCCAGACAAAAUUCUGAAAGUCUAAUCUCAUCCAACCGAACAUCAAGUGAAAGAGAAACAUCCAUGGAACCAACGACAGCUUCGGAAAUCUCUGGAGCUGGAUCUGGAUCUUCUCGACAAACAUCAGUAACAUCAUCGACAUCGACUUCAAAUGGAACAGGAUCAAGAUUUGGAUCGUCGAGAUCGGUUUCGGUGACUGGAUCUGGGGAAACUCCAAGAUCAUCGAUGGAAAAUGAGAUUGUGGCACCAACUCCGAUUUCCGCACCACCGCCAAAAGUUGUUCAUCAAUCGCCGAGUUCGUGGAUUAAUCGAGGAUUUCCGUUGGCGACGAGGUUGGUGAUUUUUUUUGCGGUGAAAAAUGGAUGAAAAUGAGCUGGAUUUAUCAGAAAAUUAUGAUUUUUUACCUUAAAUUCUCCUGAAAAUCAUGAUUUUUUGGACCUAAAAUCAAUGAAAGUGGAGAUAAUUUAUGAAUUUUGAUAGAAAUUCAACGGGAAAUCAUGAUUUUUCACCUGAAAUUCCCUGAAAAUCAUGAUUUUUUGACCUAAAAUCAAUGAAACUUGGCUGAAAUUGUUCCAGACCCAAUUUUUUCAAUAACAACAUUUUAUUUAUUUUUUUGUGAAUCAUCUUUUUUUUCAUGAAAAAUGUUUUCGGAAAAGGGCGAAGUUUCUUCUUUUUUUUGAGGUCGAGAAAAUAUUUUUUUUUCUAUUUUUGGAAAAAUUUUGAUGAUAGGAAUAUAGAUUGCUCAUGUUAAUUAACUUUGAUUCUAGGAAUCUAGAUUGCUCAUGUUAGGAUUUCCUGAAUUCUGAUAGCCCCAAGAUUGCUCAUAUUAAUUCAUACCAAAAUCGUUCAAUUCCAGAUCCUCUAGCUCCUCAAUCACUCGGAGUAAUUCUACACCAAUAUCUGAACCACCAACCACAAGUGCCACAAUUCAACAAGUUCCGCCAACUCUAUCAUCCACCAAUAGCAAUUCGAAUAAUCUAAUGUCUGGAACUAUUUCGAGCAUGGCGAAAACCGCGAAUUCGAAUUCAGGUUCGGUUCCGAACACGCCAUCGCCGGCUGGAAGUGUUACGAUUUCGGCGACUUUCACCAAGCCAAGGUGGGUUUUGGGCGGAUUUUUGGGUGGAAAAAUGCCAAAAAUUCAGAAAAUGAGCCACGUGGAUUUGAAAAUUUCAAAAAAAAGUUUAGAAUUUGAAACAGCGAAAAAAUUGAAUUUUUAAAAAAAAUUUUAAUUCCAAAUUUUAAAUUUUCAACCUAAAAAUUCCACGUGGAUUUUUGAAUUCCACGUGGAUUUUUUGGUGCUGAAAAUUUGAUUUUUGAAUUUUUUUGAAAAUUCUGAAUCCCAAAUUUUCAGCCUAAAAUUUCACGUGGAUUUUUUGGUGCUGAAAAUUCUUUUUAAGAGCUCGUUAAGAUUUCAGAAGCUAAAAAUUUCGAAAUCUAAUUUUUUAAUCUAAAAUUUCAAAAACUUUCGAAAAAAAAUUCAGAAAUUUUAAUUUUGAUACAGCGAAAAAAAUUGAAUUUUCAAAAAAAUUUUGAAUUUCAAAUUUUCAGCUUAAAAUUCCAUGUGGGUUUUUGAAUUCCAAGUGUCACGUGGAUUUUUUGGUGCUGAAAAAAUCAAUUUUUGAAGAUUUUAGAAGUGAAAAAUUCUGAAUUCCAAAUUUUCAGCCUAGAAAUCCACGUGGCAACCAAAUUCACAAUAAAAAUUAACCGAAAAUUCUACAUUUUUCAAAAAAAAAUUGCAUGUUCUUUGUCCCUGUCAAAUUAUUGUUUCAAUUCAGUUUUUGUCCCGUUUUUGUCCUUGUCCUUGUCCCAAAUUUUUAGUUUCUGUGUCUCAUUUUAGCCCGGAAGUUACACGAAGUCCAUCCCAGCCAACCAACGUCCCGUGGGCCUCACUUUGGUCCACUCAAAACGGCCCCCAAAAUUCGGGCCAAAUCCGUUCGCAAAUCCAACACUUCCGCAACAAUUCGUCGUCGGCAUCGCUUCCGCGAAUGUCCGCAUUCCGCGUGCCACCAACGCGGACAUAUUCCGGACAGAAUGUGACGACCAGAAAUGCGCCAGUCUUGCAACAAGUCAACCUGGAGAAUAUCCCAAAGGUUUCACACCGCAACAAAUUCAACCCGAGAAAAUGAGGUUUGCGAAUUUUUUAUGUUGUUUUGUCCUUGUGAUUUUAUGUUUUUAUGUUGAAAAAAAUUGGGAAAAUUUGAAUUUUUGAGGAAUUUUGGGCUAAAAAAGUGAAUUUUUAACAAAAAAAUAACACAAUUUUUUCGAGAAAUAUCGAUUUUUAGGUUUCUGAACCUGACAAUUUUUCAAAAAAUUCAUAAUUUUUAUAGAAAUUUGGACCUAGAAAACCUAGUUAAGAAGCAGCCGCGCAUUGAGAACAAAUGUGGCUAGGACCCGCGCCUUGAGAGACACUCUUGACAAGCAGCCGCGCCUUGAUAGCUUCUAUGUCAAGAAGCCGCGUCUAGAGAACCUAGUUAUCGAGUAGCUGAGCAUAGAGAGCCUAGUUGAGAAGCAGCCGCGCCUUGAGAACAAAUGUGGCUAGGCACAGUGCCUUGAGAAGCUCUCUUGUCAAGUAGCCGACCCUAGACAAACUGAUUGUCUAGAAAUCAAAUGUGAUAUGGUUUUUUUAUUGAAAAUUGUAUGUUUGCCUUUAAUUUUUCCACGUGGCAAUUUUUCUCUUCAGGUCCAAAUUUUUCAUGAAAAUUCUGAGUUUUUGAAACUUGUUCAGACGGUUCAGAAACCGAAAAAUCGAUAUUUUUUAACCAAAAAAGUUGUGUUUUGUGCAUUUUUUCUCAUCAAAAAUCAUUUUUGAAAUUUGACACCUCGAGGUUGUUUUUUGUUACAAAAAGGUCCCCCUCCAAAAUCCGCAGUUUUUCCAGCCGCUGGCAAUCGAAAACGGUGAAUGAAAGUGAAGCGGAACGCCGCAAUAAUUCUCGAAUGCAACGACAACAUCGACGAUCCACCCAAGGUGUCACCAAAGAACAAUUGGAAGAAGCGAGUCGAUUGGCUGGUUUGGGAGGAGGAAAUGAGGAAACUGCCAAUAGAAGGAACUCGACGACGAGUGUUUUGCCCGGAAUUUCGGUGGGUUUUUAGAGUUUGAGCAGGGGGAAAUUUGGAGCAUUUUGAGCCCGAAUUUGACUGGAAAUCUUUAGAAAAAUGAGAUAAAAAUCAUGUUUUUCUGAAAAUUUGGAGAUUUUUGUUCUUUCUCACAUUGUGAGCCUAAUUUUGAACUAAAAAUUUUAUUUUUUUUAAUUCUGAAAUUUUUAAAAUUAGGAUCAACGUUUCGAGGAGAAAAUCACUGAAAUUCGGUGUGUCAAGUAGCCGCGCCGAGAAAAGUAAUUGUCUAGGACCCGCGCCUUGAAAGAGACUCUAGCAAGUAGCCGUGCCUUGAGAACCUAGUUCUCAAGUAGCUGAGCCUAGCGACUCUAGUUUUCAAGAAUCUGAGGCUAGAGAACCUAGUUGAGAAGAAGCCGCGCUUAGAGAACCUAUCUGUCUAGGAGCCGCGCCUUGAGAGCCAUUUUCAAUUCUAAAAAACUUGAAUUCGUUUUUUUUUGAAAAUUGUUCGUUUGGCUUUUAUUUUGCCACGUGGAAAUGUCUCUCAAGUUUCAAAAAAUCUGAAAAUUUUUCGAAAAAUCCCGUAAAAAUGAAUUUUUCUUCUAUAAACGUUGAUUUUCAGCCAAACUCAAAUUUAGGGUAAAAAUUUGUUUUUCGGCAAGAAAAAUGCGAAAAUUCGGAACUUUUUGUACUAGAAAGUUCCAAUUUCAAAUCCUAUCCAAAAUUUUCAAAAAAAAUUGCCUGAAAAUGCCUGCCUUGUUGAUUUGUUUGCUCUUCUCAGCAUCGUGUUCCUUUAAAAUAUCUAGCCUCUCUUUUCCCCCUCUCAUUUCUCCGUUAUCUCUCUUCUCCCUCUUCUUCUUAUGUGUGCUUUUUUAGACUUACAAUAACUCGAUCUCCACAAAUAACAACAAUAAUGUUCGAUUGGCAUCUGAGGAAAAGGAUUUGUCUGAAGAUAACGCAACUCCUGACAUCUCAACAACUGCUGUUUUCUCAUUGAAUAAUCCGGUUGCGAAUAAUGUUCGAAGGAAAAGUCAGGUAAAUUCCAAAAAAUUUGAAUUUUGUCAUUUUUCGCGCUAAAAAAUCUACGGAAAACUCCCAAAUUUGAUUUUUUCCCAAAAAAAAAGAUGUUUUUUCCAUGCUUGCUGAAUGAUUUUUGAAUGAAAUUGAAUGCCUUCCGAAAUUUUAGAAAUGACAAAUAUUUUUUUGUUUUCGCAACAAAAAACAAUUUUUUGUUUAUGCUUUGUCAUUUUUUCGUUCAACAAAAAUUGAAACAUUUUUAUUUUUCGUAUGAAAAUGACAACACCGUAUGCUAAGGAAAUUCGAAGGAAAUCGAUUCAGGUUGGGUUUUGAGCGCGUGAAAAUUUUGGGAUUUUUGAAAAUUUCAAAUUCAUCUUCAGAAUUUUCAAGUCCCAGUUUUUAGUCUGAAAUUUUUAAAUUCAAAUUUUUAAUCAUUUUUGACCUCAUUUUUGAUGUGAGAAAAAUUUUAGCCUCAAAUUUUCCUGAAUUUUUUUUUUUGAAAAUUAGUGCAUUUUUUAAAGGCUGAAUUUUAGAACACUGAAAAAUUCAUGUCAAAUUUUCAAAAUUCAAAAUUUCGAUCAUUUUUGACCUCAUUUUUUAUGUGAAAAAAAUUCUGAUUUGAAAAUUCCAAAUUCAUCUUAAAAGUUUUAAAGUCCCAGUUUCAGUCUGAAAUUUUGGAAAAUUCGAAAUUUAUAUCAUUUUUUGCCAUAUUUUUGAUGUGAGAAAAAUUUUAAACUGUUUUUUCAUUUUUCCUGAUUUUUUUUUCAAAAACAAUUUUAAUAUUGGGAAAACCCAUGUCAAAUUUUCAAAAUUCAAAAAUUUUUUUGCACCGAAAUUUUCAGCAUGUCCUAUUCAUUUUCCCAACCUUUUCAGUUUCAUUUUUUCCAUAUUAUUCAUACUAUAGUCUAGUCUAGUGUUUGGUUCAUCUUCCAGGGUCUCUCAUUAUCCCGUUCAAGUCGCCGUGCAACUGGCCCAGUCAACCCCGAAGACUUGGCUCAACUCUCCACCACUUCCCCCAACACAUCGCCAAACACCUCGAUGAAUCUACGCCUCGCCUAUUCGCCGGCCUCAAUUCGAUCCAACACUGGAACUGUGCCAACAAUGACGUCGAGAUUUUCGAGUGGCGAAAAGGCGGCGAGCUUGCCGCCGACGCAUUUGAAUGGAGCCGCGACUACUGCGGUUUGUUGUUUUUUUUUUCGUAGUGCUUGAGAUUUUGUGUUGGGAAUAGUGGUUUUUUGGUUGCAUGGGACUUUUAAAACUGUAAAUUUUGAAGCUGAAACUAAAAAUUGUAGUUUUCAUUGAUUUUCAGCGAAUUGUGCUGGAAAAAAGUCAUUUUUUUGUGCGAAAAUUCUAGAAAGAGAAAAAUUUUGAACACAUUUUGUACAGUAGACUUAGAGUAACUUCGACUAGACCUACAGUAACCUAUACUUAUAUUGAAGUUAGAUAAUUGUCCUCUAAUCUUUCAGGCCUGGCUUCAAGAGUACUGUAGGGUUUUUAAGCUUACUGUGGAUUUUUGGCCCAGUUUUGACAACUACAGUAAUCUAGACUGUAGAUUUUUGUCCCUAUCUUUGAAAAUAAUAAAACUACAGUAAUCUCAGCUUGGCCUAAAUUCAGGCCUGACUUAAUAUUUUCAAGCUUACUAUAGAUUUUCGGCCUAAUUUUGAAAACUACAGUAAUCUGGACUUGGUCUAAGUUCAGACCUGACUUGAUAUUUUUAAGCUUACUGUGGAUUUUCGGCCUGAUUUUGAAAACUACAGUAAUAUGGACUUGGCCUAAGUUCAGACCUGGCUUUUAGGGUACUGUAGGGUUUGGAUUCGUUUUUUUUUUUGAAAAUUGAGAAACUACAGUAAACUGGAGUAAGUUGAGACCUGCAUUGAUAUUUUUAAGGUUACUGUAGAUUUUUGUCCCUAUUUCUGGAAGUUAGAAAAAUACAGUAAUCUCGACUUAUGCUUAAAUUCAGGCAUAGCCUAACAUUUUGCAGGGUUACUGUAGGGUUUGGAUUCGUUUUUUUGAAAUUCAAGAAACUACAGUAGUUUGGAGUUAGCUUAAGUUCCUUAAAAAAGCUUACUAUAGAUUUUCGGCCCAAUUUUGAAAACUACAGUAAUCUGGACUUGGUCUAACUUCAGGCCAAAAACCGGCUAAUAAAUUUUGAAGUAAAAAAAUCCCAUAAAAUUUUUAAACUAUGUGAAAAACGCAAAACCACAGGUGCUAUGAUUUAUGACUUCUCAAAAUAUUUUUGAGAUAAAGUGCUGAAUUUCAGCUCAAAGUUCACUAGAAUUCACAAUUUUUUAGCUGACAGCCCGUGUUUUUGACGAUUUUUCUCCAAUUUCCAGCUUUUUGAGCCAAAAAUGCUGAUUUUCAGCUCAAAUUUCACUGAAUUCACAAUUUUUAAGCUGAAAACCCGCAUUUUCGCCAAUUUUUCUUGAAUUUCCAGCUUCCAAAAUAAAAUCCAGAUUUUUCUAAUAAUCUGAAUUUGGCCUAAGUUCAGGCCAAAAAGUUCUAAAGUCAAAAUAAUCAUAUAAAAUUUUCAAAUUAUUUUUGAGCUCUAAGUGUUUUUUCAGCCAAAAUUCAUGAUUUUCAGCUCAAAUUUCACUAAAAUCCACAUUUUUCUGCAUUUAAAAAUUCAAAUAUUUAUUUAUUAAUUUGAAUUUUGAAUCUAGUUUGCUCCCCCGCAAAUAAAAAAAUUUAGUUUGACCCCUUUUUUUCUUCCACUUUUGUUUCAUUCAAAAAGAAGAGUGUCAACAAUUUUGUGACGCAAACCCUUAUUUGUUUUUUUUCGAGAAAUUUUUUUCAGGAAUUUUUCUGGAAUUUUCAGCCCGAAAACUGAAAUUCCAGAUUUUCUUGAUGAUUUUUUGAAAAAACGAAACUCUGCGGUUUUAAAUGAUAUCAAAUAAGUUAUAUUUUAGUUUUAGAAAGUUUUUGAGCUCCGUGAGCUCUUCUAAGCUCCGCCCACAAUUUUUUUUGAGCUUUGAGCAGGGCUCGAGACAGAUAUAUUUACUCAACAAAAUACUGAGAUUUUCUAACCUAACCUAACUAUUUUUUAUAUAUUUUUUUUGCUAGAAAUGAUCUCAACUAGUAGAAAUUCGAGAAAUUUACAACGAAGAUAUCCGUAUGAGGCGAAAUCGCAAAGAUUGGCGAAAAUGCGCGCUUUCAGCUCGGAAAGGGUGGGAUUUUGGCUGAAAAUCAUGAUUUUUUGGUUGAAAAUGAGCACUUUGCUAAAAAAUUUUCAAAAAAAAAGUCAUAAAUCAUAUUUUUCGAACACCUGUGAAGUUUUUUCACACAUUUUUCGUUUAAAAAUUUGAUGGGAUUUUUUUUUGGCUUCGGCGGUUUUUGGCAUCUUCUCGGAUUUCAAGAAUUUUUUGAAGAGAAACCGGAAGGAACUUUGGCAAUUUCCUGUUUAUGGAAUUUUGGAAGCUGAAAAGUUGAGAAAUUCUAGAUUUUUCUGAAUAACUUUAUUUGAAGUUCUUUGAAAAUUUGGGGAAAAUCAGAAAAUUCUGAAAUUUUUUGAACUGAAAAUUGAGGAUUCGCUGAAAAUUUUAAAUCUAGCUGAAAAUACUGAAAAUUGUGUUCAAAAUUAUAGAUUUUUCUGAAUCAAGAAGAUCUGAAAACUCUUUUCGUUUCGAAAUUUUAAAAAUUUAAGGAAAAUCAGAGUUCUGGAAUUUUUUGAAUGUCUGAAAAUCUGAAAAAAAAUUGAAUAAGAGAAUUCUGAGCUUUGAGCUGAAAAUCUGGAAAUUUUGUUCGAAAAUUCUAGAUUUUUCUGAAAAUUUGGGAAAAUCAGAGUUUUGGAAUUUUUUGAUCUGAAAUUUUCUGAAUGUCUGAAAAUCCUAAAUUUCCAGAUAAAAAUCUAGAAUUUUAAUGGAAUUUUUCUAUAAAUUUUGCUUGUUAAAAUUGGUACGAAAUUCCUGAAAAUAAUAAAAUUUUGUUUAAAAACUCUAGAUUUUUCUAAAAAAAAAAUUACAAAAGUAUAUUUUUUGCUGAAAGUUCCACUGAUUUUUCGAAAUUCUAGCAAAAAUCCAAUCAUUUUUCCAGCCAUCAAUCUCAUCCCGAAGUGCAAUCGUCGCCGGUCUCUCACCAGCUCCAUCCGCCUCAAUUCGAAAUCCACCACCAACAUCGAACCUGGCCUCAUCUUCCGGAAUCUCAUCGAUCGUCAAUUCAGCCAAUCGAUAUGCGCCAGCAACAACAUCUUCCUCAUUAUCAUCAUCCAACAAUUCCACGUCGGUUUUGAAUAAUCCAACGAGUUCCUCUUAUUCGUUGCAUGUGAGUGAUUUUUUUUCUAGCUGGGAGAGAAAAAUCUGAAAUUAUUUUUUUCAGAGCCGCCCGACUGAAACCAAUCUUAACUACAAAGCAUUGUAUGAGAAGGAAAAAGCGGAAUGCGAUCGAUUGAGACGAGAAAAUGAUGAUUUGAGAAGAUCGUCGUCUUCAGCAACUGUAGAUGUGAGUUCUCUGCGUCUCUGACCUUCUAGCUGUCUGGUUUCUCUGCGUCUCUAACUCUAUAGUCUUAUCGUAUUUUCUGGCUUCUCUGGCGUCUCUAAAUCUUCAGCCGAUUUUUCUGCGUCUCUAACCUUCCCUCUGCCUGAUUUCUUUGGCGUCUCUAACUCUCUAGCCGACUUUUUUAGUGUCUCUAACUCUUUAGCCGAUUUUUCUAGCGUCUCUAUCUCUCUAGCCGAUUUCUCUGCGUGUCUAACCCUCUAGUUCUUUGAUUUCUCAGCGUCUCUCAAUUCCACAUGCUCUCUGAUCCAGCGAUUUCUCUGCGUCUCUAACCCACCUAGCUGUCUGGUUUCUCUGGCGUCUCUAACUCUCUAGCCGAUUUUUCUAGUGUCUCUAACCCUCUAGCUUCCCGAUUUCUCUGCAUAUCCCAAUUCUACAUGCUCUCUAAUCGAGGGAAUUCUCUGCGUCUCUCUCUCUCUCUCUUUGUAUGGCUUCUCUGCGUCUCUAACCCUCUAGCUGUCUGAUUUCUCUAGUGUCUCUGCGUCUCUAACUUUAUGGUAGUCUAUACCUAGCCAUGGGCCAGGUUCUCUGCGUCUCUAAUUCUAUUGCCUUACCUUUCUCUCUUUUGUCUGGUUUCUCUGCGUCUCGAACCCUCUAGCUGCCUGAUUUCUCUGUAUAUCUCGAUUCCAUAUGCUCCCUAAUCGAGCGAGUUCUCUGCGUCUCUAACCCAUCUAGCUGUCUGAUUUCUCUGCGUCUCUCAAUUCUACAUUCUCUCUAAUCCAGCAAAUUCUCUGCGAUUCGAACUUUCUCGUAGACUAUCAAAACCCCCCCCCCAAAAAAAUACGUUUCAAAUAUUUUUCAAAUGAAACCCUCAAUCAAUUCAAAAUUGAUGCAGAGUGUACUGAAUGUGGAAAUAAUUAUUGAUUUUUGUUUCAUUUCAGAAUUACCGUACUGGUGGCACAUCAGCAGUGUCAUGGCGAAAUCGUAAUUCGUCACCAUCUAGUCAUAAUAAUAGCCUUUCGGUAGCCCGAUCCACUUCUUUGGCCACUUUUGAUGAACAAGAGAGAAGAUCGAUGGAAAGACGAAUUACCGAAUUGGAAACGCAAUUAAGUGUGAGUUUUUUUUUUGAGCUUGAAAAAUGUUUGGAGCAAAAUUUUGACACCAGAAUGCAAAUUUUCGCAAAAUUCUUCAGAAAUCUGAAAUUUCAGUAGCUGUAAAUUGUUUUUGAAUAAAAAAUGAACAGAUCGAAAAUUUAGAAAUUUUUUUGACACCAAAUUUUGAAUGUUCUCAAAAUUUGCCUGCAAAAAAUCUGCCACGUGGAUUUUCAGCUGGAAAUUGAGAAUUUUUCAGACCGAAAAAUUUAGGAAUUUUUCCUCGAAAUUUUGAAUUUUCUAAAAAUUGCCUAUUUUUUGACAUAAAAAAUGUUAAAUUUCAAAAAAAAAAUCUCAAAGCCACCUGGAUUUUCUGCUGAAAUUCCCCUGAAUUUGAGCUUUAAAAUCAAGAAUUUCAAAUAAAAAUCUGGAAUUUCAAAUGUAAAUUGUUUUUGAAUUAAAAAAUUUUCAGACCGAAAAAUUUAGGAAAUUUUCCUCGAAAUUUUAAAAGUUCUAAAAGUUGGCAAUGUUUUGACACCAAAAAUUUCAAAUUUCAAAAAAAUCUGCCACGUGGAUUUCUAGCUUCAAAAUCCCAUUUUUUUCCAGACAACUCAAAAUCUUCGCCAAGAAAAUUUGCGGCUGAAAGAGGAAAACGGUGCACUGGUACGCGUCAUUUCGAAAAUGACAAUUUAG
This is a messenger RNA of Caenorhabditis angaria, 16346 nucleotides long. The record is from the annotation of a GenBank genome assembly. Lineage: Eukaryota; Metazoa; Nematoda; Chromadorea; Rhabditida; Rhabditidae.